AUGACUCGUGACGAUGCCAACGCAUCAUGGCCCAUUGUGCGGCCGCGAGCUCGGGAAAUCGACCCAGCCAAGCUACUUACACUCUCCCUGGACAUCUUGAGGCAGCACGAAGACAACCCUAUUGACCCGGUCGAGUUCGAAGCCGCCAAAACAAAGCAAUUCCGCAAUAGCGUUUGGGGGCGCUGGCAUGAGUUCGCAAAAAUUAUGUCCUUUGACCCGUCCCAAGUCUGGAUUGAUCUGUGCUACCGAAGAGACACGGCAAAGAGCUACUGCCGGACCUUUCUAGAAGUUUAUGUCUCCACCUCGACGGUCAGACGGCCAUGCUUGGGGCCUGAGGAGUGGCACGAUGUCCGCACCGUCAACGCAGCAGCCACAGUACAGGAUGUUUGGGCUGCGCUUGUGAAGAGAGCUGAUCAGCAGGUUCUACUACCACUGAGACAGGGCUGCAACCCAAUGCAGGCUGGCAUUUAUGAUUUAGGUUUCUCUUCAAGGAACAAUUCGAGCCGAAGCGGCCCUGCAUACGAAGUUGCCGACUGGAUUCCAAUGCUUGCCGAAAAGAUUGGGCUUUCUUUGACGCAGGGGUUUGAAAAGAGGGAGCUAUCGGACGAGGACAUAGUGCUGAUCCUUCACACAGUCUGGAGCCGAGCCGAGCAUAUUCAAUGCACUCCCGACGUACGCCUUGCAUUCCACGCCGCCGUUAUUAUAAUUGGAAUCGGUGGUUUUCGAUCGGCAAGUGUUCUUGGAAUGAAAUACAAAGAUGUCUCCUUUGCUUGGACCCGCGAUAUAGCGAAUCCACUGAAAACAAACCUCGUCGCCACUAUUACGAUACACCACGUCAAGCUCAGAAAAUACAAGGUCCAAAGAGACCAACGUUCUCAGCUCAAAUUCUCCAUAACCUUCGUUCCGUGCAGACAAGUGUGUCUGCUUACCGCACUGGCUACGAGAGCGCUUCGCGACAACGCUUUCAAGGGCGGCUACACAUCCAUCGACCAGCUUUUACCAGAGAAGCCAUUGGACCAUGACUACGUACCGUUGCACUGGAAAAGCUCCGUUCUCGACGCGAAAAUUGUGCCAUGCUCAUACAGGUCGUUCUGGAAAGUGUGGAAUCGGACCCUGUAUGUGGCUGGCCUUCGCAAUGACGAUAACAUUCGGCCAUACGCGCUACGGGUGGGAGCUGGCGGCCGCCUUGACGGUAUGGACGGACCUCUUAAGCCUCGGGCUAGUCAAGUCUGGGAAGCUAAUCAUUCACUCUCCACAGGUUCACUGACCCGAGCCUUGUCUAACUACAUCAUGUCACACACCACUGAGGUGUUCGAGCGGAGCUACCAGGCUCGGCAUCUCACGGCGAACCUGAUGAGAAUUGCAUUCGAUAGCCGUGCAGGCGACAAUGAUCGAAUGAUUCGCAGUCUGAGCAGUGCAUUUUCUCGUCGUGACCCAGAUGCACCAAUUUACGUCUCGACAGAUGAGCUGGCCGCAUUUGAGGAAAGAAAAGACAUCCAGACCCUUCGGCAGCUGCAUAAAGAAACGUUCAAGAAAGAGCCACAUAAGGCAACCGCUAUCAAGAACCAAAUACGAUACUUGCUCGACUGCUUAGAGAAAUUAAAGUUACAAGAAAUCCGUCGCAAAUACUUUGAUACGGUCGACAAUCUACGGGGCAGGCAUGAGUCAACAGAACAUCUGGAUCCGCAGCUUACGGAGAACCCCCGAAGCGCAAGAGAAGUGCCAUCUUUUCAAAGGGCUGUUUUAAGCGGCAAAUUCAUGCGGGAAAACGCCAGUGUCGUGACACUUGGUGAGAGUUUGAUUGCAUAUCUGGAGGAACGGCCAACAAAACUUUGCCCUCCGGUUUCCAAGCCACCACCACCAAAGUCCGCCAAUGUGAUGGAUAUGAGGUGUCUUCUCUGCUGCGUCCCGUUCGCCACUGUAGCAACGCUAUCACGGCACGUCAGCACCGCGCAUUCCUUCGAUGAACCAUUUAAUUGCCCAGAGUGCGAGCGAAACGGUGUUUUGGUACAGGUGGAGCAGAGUUGCAUCUCGUGGGCAAGCCAUGUGAAGGCUUACCACAAGCAAUUUAUUGCCCCAAGCGUUGCGGUCUCUCUCAAGCCAGCAUAUUGUCCGCUGUGCGCGAAAUGUUUCACUGAGCGAGGAUUCAGCUUGCACUUCCGUCAGGCACACAAGGACAAGCUCUCAUACCCAUUCGCCUGCCCUGAAUGCGACAGGGAAGGCAUUCAUGAUUCUAUGAUCUGUAGCUUUGAUGCGUGGGGGUUCCAUGUGCAAAACACCCAUGAUGGCGGCGACACGGCAUUUGGGGCUAUUGUAGGAAAAAGAGGCAUUAAGCGAGCCGCUUCUACAGCAGAUGAUAACGCGCUAGGACGCAAGGUGCGAAAGGAGUCAGCUAAGAUACCAUCCUAA
Molecule: messenger RNA, 2409 nt
Organism: Beauveria bassiana ARSEF 2860
Lineage: Eukaryota; Fungi; Ascomycota; Sordariomycetes; Hypocreales; Cordycipitaceae
Exons: 4
Coding region: 1-2409 (802 amino acids)
Source: RefSeq, a predicted model, not a curated record